AUCUCAACAUCGCACCGAUAUGAUGCGCGCACAUGCACAUUGACAUGUAGCCGGUCUUUUUUAAUAUUGUAUUCGAUCGAUGGAGAAUUCGCGGGGUGAGCCGAUGUUAACCGGUUGGAUAGUAGAUGAACCCGGGCGCGCAUUCACGAUAGCACAAAAUAAUGCGUCGACGACCGGCGGCUCCGUCGCACAUGCGCGUCAUCCUGACAACACUAUUCUAAGGGCCACCGAUUUCGAUUUUAGUCAUUCCCGGGUUCGGCUUGAGGGAAAAUCGUUUUCUCGUUCAGUGAAAAAAUUGAAAAGAAAAGCUCGACAAUUGCAAUUAUUUUUUUUUUUAUCUCAAAAAUUUAAUCAAUAAUCAAAAAAAACGUGAAUUGAGAUAUUUUUUUGACAAAAAUUGAUUUUUAUUUAUUUUUGUUUUAGUCAAUAAGUGUUUGACGAGAAUGGAAAAAGAUAAACCAUAUAUACAGUAAUGUAGUUGUUAUUAAUUUUUGAUGAAAAAAAUUUUUUUAGUUUGUGUAUAGAGGAAAAGAGAAAAUCGAAGUGCGUCGAAUGUUUAAAGUGAGAACGAGUCGUCAACGUCGUCAUAUUUCACACACAUAUAACCGGCAAAAGCUCGAGGGAGAGGAAAGAAAGAGAGAUAGAAAAGAGGGGGAGAAACUGUGACAAGAGAGGGAAAUCAACCCCAAACUUUAGGAGAGAGGAAAAACAAUUCUGUCGUAUUCAAAUUUGAGAGGAGAAAAAUAUUUCCUGCAAUAUUAAAAAAAAUAUUUAUUGAGAAAAAGAAAUUUUCAUCUACGGGUGUGCCUGUCGAGAGAAAAGUGGCGGGGUUGACAAUGAAACAAGAACCAGAAGAAGAGGAGGAUUUAUUAGAGGAAGGUUUACAGCCAUCAUCGCCAACUGGUCUAGGUCAUCGAGUACGUUCACAUUCACGAAGUCUUCGAGCAAUGGCUAAUCCAAGUGCCGUUUGGGCACACUUUGAUCUUUGCACAAAUGAUCCUUUAAGAGCACAAUGUCGAAUUUGUGGGGCCGUUGUUGUUCGUGGCGGUGCUAAUCCACGACAAUGUGGCACAACAAAUUUACAUCGACAUUUAAGAGUUCAUCAUGGUGGUAGGCUCAUUGGAAGAAGAUACCAUGUAUUACAAUCGCAACAAAAAGAAAAGUCUUCGUAUUCCACGAAAUCAAUAAGAGUACCAACGCAAUCAUAUACGAAACAAAUGAGAAAUAUUGCCCCAGCAAAUCUUACAUCGAGUUCUACUAAUCAACAAGGACAACAACAACAGCCAAAGACUUUAGUAUUGAAGACAAUUCCUCUCAAGGUCAAACAAGUCGCACCAACUACUAUCAAGAUGCCCCCUCGACAAACAACACAAGGAGUUCCACAAAAUACAGUUCCUCAACAAGCAGCUGAAGUCUGUUUGAGAUGGAACAGUUAUCACAGUAAUAUGCAAAAUAGUUUUCCAUCGCUAUUGGAUUCAGAACAAUUUGUCGAUGUAACAUUGGCGUGCGAGGGUCGUUCAUUAAAAUGUCAUAAAAUGAUUCUUUCGACCUGCAGCGAUUAUUUGGCAGAAUUGCUACGUGAAAAUCCAUGUCAGCAUCCAAUUAUUUUAAUGAAGGAUCUCAAAUUCUGGGAAGUUGAGGCACUAGUCAAAUUCAUGUAUCGUGGGGAAGUAAAUGUGGCGCAUGAAAAAUUACCUCAACUUCUAAAUGCUGCAGAGGCACUACAAAUUAAAGGAUUAGCCGGACCAUCAUCACAGAAUUCACGUCCACCUUUAUUGAUUCCACCGACAAAAUCACAAUCAAUUAGUAUGCGAUUACCUGAAACCAAAGAAAAUAGACCAUCAACAUCGUCUGGCGUUUGUACAACACCUUCUAGUCCAAAACGAGGUCAAAAACGUCAAACUUCCGAUACAAUGGAAUCAUCGUCGAGACCAUUUACAAAAAUACGUCUUCAACGUCCCAGUCCUCCAAUAUCACCAAAUGCGACAGUUAAACUAGAACCACUUGACAUACCAUUGAGUCCAAGUGCAAUGUUCUCGGAUAAUAAUCUAAUGGGUCUUCACGAAGAAGACGAUCCUGGUGGAAGUAUUCAAGAUUCUGAUGAUCGGGACAUGAAUUUUGGUAAUAUUGACGGUCCUCCCGAUUUAACAGACGGUGAGGAUCAAAUGGAAUUUGUGCCAACUGACUUUUUAGACCAGGAACAUGAUAUUGUCGAGGAUAUUGAACCGGAUACUUGUUUAAGUGAACGUGAAGAAUCGAGAAAAUCGGAAAAUAGCGAAGAUUGUGACACUUAUCAAAUUGAUAUUAAAGAGAAAUUUGAUAAAAAGGAUAAAUUCGAAGAGAUCGAUAAAUCACCAACGGAAAAAUUUAUGACUAUAAAAAAAGAUAAAGUGUGACAAAGAAUUUAAAAACUAGAUUCGAAGAUAUUUUUUUUUUUAAACAAAAAUUGCAAAUAAGCUAAAGAUUUUAUCUCGUUUUUUUAAAUCUUUUCUAAAAAAAAAGUACCAUUUUUUUUUUAAUUUUUCUUUUUUCUACAAAGAAAAUGCGAAUCGAACUAUGUUGACUAAAACAUAUUUUGCAUUUAGUUUCUUAAAUGAAUUUCAUGCUUAAAAUUUGUGUGUAGUUGUAUUUACUUAAUUAUUUAAAAAAAACGCCACACGUUUCUGAAUCUAUAUUAAUUAUAGAAAUAAAAAUCUGUUAAAAAAAAAACUAAAAGUUUAUCGUCAGUUACUGACGAUCAGAAAGUACAUGUACAUUGUAAUAAUAAAGCAAUAUAUCUUAUAAAUAAAUAAAUAUAUAUAGAACAGGGGAA
Messenger RNA from Leptopilina boulardi, 2812 nucleotides. RefSeq names its product protein jim lovell-like. Bases 837 to 2396 code for a protein of 519 amino acids. Lineage: Eukaryota; Metazoa; Arthropoda; Insecta; Hymenoptera; Figitidae. Gene Ontology annotation, cellular component: nucleus. Gene Ontology annotation, biological process: regulation of transcription by RNA polymerase II. The record is from RefSeq and is a predicted model, not a curated record. Gene Ontology annotation, molecular function: protein binding; DNA binding. The transcript has 5 exons.